GCCCGCCGAGAGACGCGAUGCCCGGCGGGCCCGGGCGCGGGGACCGCGGCGUCUGAGCGCGCAGAGUCGUGCGCCCCGCGGACGCCGAGGCCAGGCGGGUGUCCGCGGCGGAGGGCGGCAGGAGGGGCCCAGGUGCGCCCGGCCGCGUCGGGCCCGUAACUACUCGGGGGGCGGCGCCCUCCCGCCGCAGCCGCAGUGGCCAGCGCCGCAGCGAGGAGCCAUGGGCAACAUCUCCUCCAACAUCUCGGCUUUCCAGUCCCUGCACAUCGUCAUGCUGGGCUUGGACUCGGCCGGCAAGACCACUGUGCUCUACCGGCUCAAGUUCAACGAGUUCGUGAACACGGUGCCCACCAUCGGCUUCAACACGGAGAAGAUCAAGCUGAGCAACGGCACGGCCAAGGGCAUCAGCUGCCACUUCUGGGACGUGGGCGGCCAGGAGAAGCUGCGGCCGCUGUGGAAGUCGUACAGCCGCUGCACGGACGGCAUCAUCUACGUGGUGGACUCGGUGGACGUGGACCGGCUGGAGGAAGCCAAGACGGAGCUGCACAAGGUGACCAAGUUCGCCGAGAACCAGGGCACGCCGCUGCUGGUCAUCGCCAACAAGCAGGACCUGCCCAAGUCGCUGCCCGUGGCCGAGAUCGAGAAGCAGCUGGCGCUGCACGAGCUCAUCCCGGCCACCACCUACCACGUCCAGCCGGCGUGCGCCAUCAUUGGCGAGGGCCUCACCGAGGGCAUGGACAAGCUCUAUGAGAUGAUCCUGAAACGCAGGAAGUCCCUCAAGCAGAAGAAGAAGCGGUAAUGCGCCCGGCAGCGUUCCCGGAGCGAGGGGGAAAGCGAGCGAGUGAGUCGGGAAUGAAUGAAUGAAAGGCUGGAUGGUUGAGCGAGAACCCGCGCGCCCGCGAACAAAGACAGCGAACCAAAGCGACGCUUCCAAUUUUUAAAGCGGAAUCUGUGCACCCAAAUGCAGGACUAGUGACUUGGCCCGGGUAUGUAGGCAGACUUGCCAACCUGCGCUCGACCUGCCCCCCACCCCCGGCUCGGGGGACCUUUUGUCUGAACGCCAGAGCUUCUGCUGGGGAGGGGGGCCCCUCUGGGGAGUGGACGUGCAGGUUUGGCCAUCCGCCCUCCGGGCCCAGGUGGAAGGCUCAGAUGGCAGAGACAAAAAGCGAUUUCUUCCCACUCCAGCAGGGCCAGAAGUUCGGGCUACCCCGCCCUCACUGGGGAUCGCACCUGUGAGUUACCAGAGGUAUGCCGCUCCCAUAACCCCGGGAAUCCCAUUUGGGGGCCUGGUGGCAGUGGGAGGUGCUGGGGGGACCGCCUGUCCUUGCAGUCAUGGGCUGUGAAAGCUGGAGAAUUUUCUGUCACAGGGGCAGGCCCCUGUGAAAAUCCAUUUGUCCUGCUCUGGGCCCCCAGUGAAGUGGUGGCUUGGGCCAUCAGAGGACUGCCUGGAACAGGAGGGCAGCCGGAAGGCCCCCGGCGCUGCGCUGGCCUCGGCUGGGGAAUGGCCUCGAAGAAUGCCCCUUUCCUGGUGCUUUGUGGUAGCUACGGAAGACCAGUUUUGUUGAGAACUGCUUUUCAGCCUGGAAUCAGACAUCUUUCAGAUGGUUUGGAUCCUGUCCAUGUUGUGUAGGUCAUUAUCACACAAAGAGACCAAUAAAAAUUUUAAAAACCAAAAAAAAAAAAACAAAAAACAAAAAACCUGUUGGAGGUGGCAAAUGAUGCAUUUACCGUUUGCAGAAUAGUUAAAGGUGUUGUUUAAAGGGUAAGGCUCUUGAUGUCUCUGCUGGAUGGGGGGUGUGUGUCCUAGAGGCAGGGACCUCUCUCUGUCCUGGGUAAUCGGCAUACAUUUCUAGACCCCUCUGUGGGGAAUCUGAAAUUCUCUUAGCCUCCUGAUGGGUUUGGGUGAGCACAUCAGCUGCAGAUGUGUGCCGAAUUACAAGCUGGUUUUUGCAAGGGAUGGCUCUUGUAAUCCUAACUGCUUGAUGAUGGGUUUUGGUUUUCAGGCUCCCCCCCCCCCAAAUCUGCUAUGAAUGAACAUUCAUCUUAGAAAUACUCAAUUGAGGAAAAAAAGGCUGCCCUUUUAGAGCCCUUUAACGCUGCAAGUGGCGACAUGUUCUGGUUUCUAAUUUGGUUCCUUGUGGCCUAUCUGGGUUUAAGUAUUUUCACUACAAACGUCUCUCAUUAGAGCGUUUGAUGGCACGCACCAACACAUAAAAGCCGACCUCAUUGCAUGGAUUUUGAGGCCAGGGAAAAGCACAAGGAAGUCCUUCCUGAUUCUUUCUUAGGGGAACGGGCUGCAGAGCUAAUGCAGACCAGUGAAUGCUCGAGAUGAAAGAAAGCGUGUGACGUCACGGUCACCUGUCUUCAGGCUCCUCACAGUUUACUUGAAAGAGGCUUUGGAAAGAGCUAAAGCAAAAGAAGAAAUACAUAUUUUUAAUAAUGUAAUUUAAGAAAAUCCUUGAUAGUCAGGACGGAGGCUUGGUUUGCAGAAGCUGUCAUUUGCCCCCGAAACACAGUGUCAAAGGGAAACAUUGACGGUUUGAUUUGGAUUUCCUCUUUGAAUCGAUGUUUCUCGGUAGAAUUCUGUCUCUUCCCCCACUGUCCCACAUUUCUUUGCGAAGGAGGCCUUUAGAAAUCGGGCGUGAUCCUACUUGAGCAUGUGAGCUAGUCAAAUUAGAAACCCAGCCUAUUGUCCGUGGCACUCAGAAAGUUAAUUUAAGAACCAGAGGUAGUCCUGGCUUCCUGCCUGAAACCCAGUGCUUCUAUGAAAUAUUUGAAAAGAGGAGGAAAACGAGCGAUCCAUCUUCCUUUUCUCUUUUGUCGGUGUAUUUGUUCCCCCCUCCAAUGCUGGUCUUUUUGUAGAAACUCAGUAGAGAAAAUCUAGCGAAGCAGUGUUGCAAAGCCUGCAAGAGUUCCGUUUACAGCUCGACAGCAUAGUCACUGAUUUCUAAAUGGGCUGGUCCCAUCAUCUGAAGAUUCUGUAUAGAAUUAUUAAAAAAAAAAAAAUCCAUCUUUCUUUAUUUUCUUCACAUGCGACAAUUUCUUAAGCACUUUGACAUUUUGGUAGUUCCACACUCUUGAGAGAAUAAUAUAUUUAUUUUGUGACAUUGCAGAUGCCAAAUACUGUAACCUUCUCGUGCUAACGACACUUAGGGUCAAGAUCACUGUUCCGAUCCCGUCCGGCUUUACAGAUGAUGCGAAGUGGUUUUUGUUUUUUUUUUUUUGCAUCACCAGUACUUCAAGGGUGCAGUCACCUGUCUGUAAUUGUGCAGUACAGCUCUGUGGUGUAUCAACCAAUAGUUAAGCGUCUCAGUUGAUUUCUGUAGCGUUUGACCUCACGAUGGCCCACGUCGGCUCUGACCCAACGGAGGAGGAAACCUCCUUGGCGUGGUGGCCCUGGGGGAGUCGCCUCUGAUGUAGCUGUUGGUGACAUUAAACCUCCUGCGCUUCUGAGAAUGAAUGGGCUCCACCUGGAGGAAGUUGGCCUCCCCCCACGAGCAUUUGAAACGUCUUCUCAUGGACACGGGGAGGCCGGUUUGGUAGCAGAAAGCUUCUCUUCCCAAAUUCUCUGUCAUGGUGUUGGGAACUCUGUCUUCUGGUUUGUUUUCGUUUCUACUGCUGUAAGAGUCCCUGCCCCGACCAUCUUCCUCUUCUGUUCCCCGUCCCUUUUAUAUAUGCAUAUAUGAUGCUGUGAACAGAAAUAAAUUAUUUAUACAAUCAAA
Molecule: messenger RNA, 3722 nt
Organism: Sus scrofa (pig)
Lineage: Eukaryota; Metazoa; Chordata; Mammalia; Artiodactyla; Suidae
Gene: ARL4C
Product: ADP ribosylation factor like GTPase 4C
Molecular function (GO): GTPase activity; GTP binding
Source: RefSeq, marked validated